AUGGUCAGUAGUGAUGAUCAAUAUGCUGGCUAUUGUAGAUUUGUGACAGCAGAUUUAGUUCAGGUCAGUGAGGAUAGAUCUGAGGUGCAUGAGGAUAGAUCUGAGGUGCACGAGGAUAGAUCUGAGGUGCAUGAGGAAAGAUCUGAGGUGCACGAGGAUAGAUCUGAGGUGCAUGAGGAUAGAUCUGAGGUGCAUGAGGAAAGAUCUGAGGUGCACGAGGAUAGAUCUGAGGUGCAUGAGGAAAGAUCUGAGGUGCACGAGGAUAGAUCUGAGGUGCAUGAGGAUAGAUCUGAGGUGCAUGAGGAAAGAUCUGAGGUGCAUGAGGAAAGAUCUGAGGUGCAUGAGGAAAGAUCUGAGGUGCACGAGGAAAGAUCUGAGGUGCACGAGGAAAGAUCUGAGGUGCACGAGGAAAGAUCUGAGGUGCACGAGGAAAGAUCUGAGGUGCAUGAGGAUAGAUCUGAGGUGCAUGAGGAAAGAUCUGAGGUGCAUGAGGAAAGAUCUGAGGUGCACGAGGAAAGAUCUUAG
Messenger RNA from Procambarus clarkii (red swamp crayfish), 525 nucleotides. Lineage: Eukaryota; Metazoa; Arthropoda; Malacostraca; Decapoda; Cambaridae. The record is from RefSeq and is a predicted model, not a curated record.